GCUGUCCUGGGUGUUGAAUCUGCUGCGGCUGCCGGAGCCGGGGAGCGGCCGCGGGAGGCACCGGGCGGGCUGGGCGGCAAUGGAGUGAGGGCUGGCGGCGGCGGGCAGGGGAGCGGGGCGUGCGAUGGGCCAGGCAUGAUGGGCGCGCUCGGCUCCGUCCUCCCGCUGCUGCUGCUGCUGCUGCUGCCGCCGCCGCCGCCGCUGCAGGUGCUCGCCGCCGCCCCGCGCGUCCAGCCGCCCUCCGCCGGGGCCGCCGCCGAGGCGCGGAUCGGCUGCUUAUUUGAAGAUGACCUUUGCAAAUCUUUUGAAAUCUGUGUAAAUGAUGGAAUAUUUGGGAGAUGUCAGCGAGUGCCAGUAAUAGACAUCUAUAAAUAUGACAUUUCACCCCCUGUUCUGCAGCAUCUGAAGAUCAUCCUGGAGAAGCUCUCACACAGAGGUUUUACCUGGCGAGAUGAUUAUACUCAGCAUGUUAUUGGUCAGGAACUCUCAACCAUUCACAAAAUCCACAGUAGACGCCUGGAUGUAUUUGCAUCUGAAGGAUCUGAUGCAGUAAGGACUUUUGGACAGAAUGCAGAUAAUGAAAGAAAUUAUGAUGGGGAAAAUGAUGUGAACUUGGCCAAGUCUCUUCAGCAAUACCUUAAAUAUCUCGGUAUUCUUUCCCAGUCUGCAUCUACAAAUCUGUAUCCAAGGAAGACAAGUGACAAAGCUUCUGUCAAGAGCUACAUCUACAAUGAUCCUAUCAGGUACUACGCGAGGCAGAACCCCAAAGAGCGAGCUCCUCCUUUGGCCCAUCCAUCAAAAUCCCACCAACAGCUCGCUGAGAACCUCCGUGGGAGGACCUUCAGCCAGAGCCAGACAGAGAAGUUCUCACCAGAGUCAGAAAUGGGGCUUGACCAAAAAGCCCUGAUGGCUGCACUGCACACCUACAUCACCCAGAACUUGUCAGCACAAAGCAGUGACAAAAGCCCUCACAGCAGGACUAAAGGGUCUCAGGUUUAUGCCGAUAGAUUCUACUCCACACAAGUCAGUCCUUUUGAUGGAAGUUUUGCCAAAGGAAAAGGAGAAGAUUUUAAAAUGAAGAAGCUGUUCCAGCCGAGGCCUGCUUCUGGAGUGCUGAGGCCAACCCCUGAGGUGCUGAGCCAUAAAUCUGCUUCCCAGGAUGAUCCCAAGGACCCUCUAAGUGUAGUGGAUGAGACACUUAUUAAAGAUGUAUUGAAGGACCUAGAGAAACACCAAGUGAACGUGGAGAAUCUCAGCUCAACAGAACUGGAUGAGAUCGCUGACACUAUCGCCACUGCAAUUCAGAGUGUUGACAUUCAGCAAGAAACACAAAAUGGUGCUGGAAAAACUAAAGAAGACAAAACAGAAGCACAAACAAAUAAAGGAGAUGCUCAAGGAAAGGCAGAGUUUCAGAUGGGAUUAAUGGAAAACAGCAUUAAUAUACCAGACAAUGGAGUGCAUGAAGCCAGUGCAAGAACUGAUAAAGAGGAGAACACUGCAAAACUAAUUAAAUUCUUGAAUGAGAAUGCACUAUCUGAAAAUGUGCCCAAAGACCUUGGGCCUGAAGAAUCUACUAAGACAGAAACCAAGAAAUCUGAAGAAACUGACUCUUCUGAAGAAAUAAAUGCUGGUGUGGAAAAUGUAAAAAGUGAGACUUUCUCAAGGGAGCUGACAACUGCAGAGAACAGUGAAUCUGACUCCAAAGACCCAAGCAAGACCAGCUACUGGAUUAAGAAUGCUUUAAUGCAGGAUGGAAACUCCUAUGAAAAGCCUCAGAAAAAUAUGGGACAAGGCUUACAACUUGAAGUGAAGUCUUCUGAGGAGAAAGAAUACGGCUACAUUGUGACAGUGAAAGACCCCCUGAGUGUGGAAAAGGGCUUGGAGUUAAUAAAGGAAGUGGCAGAUCUCCUGAAGCUGCAGAUGAGUGUCUUCGAUGAUGUCAACGUGCUGGGACCAGCUGUGACCUUCAGAGUGCACUCAAACCUCCAAAACAUUUCAACUGCAGAUGUUGCCAAAGAAGCAGCCAUAAACAAAGAGAAGCUUGAGAAAACAACUGGACUGAAAAUUCUGCAGACUGGUGUGGGGGAGAAAAGCAACGUCCCGCCGCUGGCGCAGCGCGGGGAAGAGGCAGAGUCCGCCAAAUUCCUCCUCCUCACCCUCCUCUCCCUCGCCUGCAUCGCCGGGGUCCUGGCGGCGUCGGGGGUCGCCUACUGCCUCCGCCACCGCGCACACCACCGCCUGAAGGAGAAGCUCUCGGCCCUGGGGGCCGACGCCGGCUCCGACGCGCCCGCUGCUUACCAGGAGCUAUGCCGCCAGCGCAUGGCAGUGAAAACAUCUGAUCGCCCGGAACCCCUCCACUCUUCCCGAAUAAACAGCGUUUCUUCUCAGUUCAGCGAUGGGCCCAUUCCCAGCCCCUCGGCCCGGAGCAGCACAUCGUCCUGGUGUGAGGAGCCGGUCCAGUCCAACAUGGACAUCUCCACCGGUCACAUGAUCCUGUCCUACAUGGAAGAUCACCUGAAAAACAAGAAUCGUCUGGAGAAAGAGUGGGAAGCUCUGUGUGCUUAUCAGGCCGAACCCAGCGACACCACCAUUGCACAGCAGGAGGAAAAUAUCCAGAAGAACCGCUCCCAGGCUGUAGUACCAUAUGACCAUUCUAGGAUAUGUCUGAAAGGUGAAAGCAGCCACGACAGUUCAGACUACAUCAAUGCUAGUCCAAUUAUGGACCAUGACCCCAGAAACCCUGCAUAUAUUGCCACCCAGGGCCCUCUCCCUGCUACUGUUGCUGACUUCUGGCAGAUGGUCUGGGAGAACGGCUGUGUCGUUAUUGUCAUGCUGACACCCCUCGCGGAAAACGGAGUCAAACAGUGCUACCACUAUUGGCCAGACGAAGGGUCAAACCUCUACCACAUCUAUGAGGUAAAUCUUGUCUCUGAGCACAUCUGGUGCGAGGAUUUCCUCGUGAGGAGCUUCUACCUGAAGAACCUGCAGACAAACGAGACACGCACAGUGACACAGUUCCACUUCCUUAGCUGGAACGAUCAGAGGGUUCCUGCUUCCACGAGAUCACUUCUGGAUUUCCGCAGAAAAGUAAACAAGUGCUACAGGGGUCGCUCUUGUCCAGUAGUUGUUCAUUGCAGCGAUGGUGCAGGAAGAAGUGGAACCUACAUUCUAAUUGACAUGGUUCUCAAUAAAAUGGCCAAAGGUGCUAAAGAGAUUGAUAUUGCUGCUACCCUGGAGCACUUGAGGGACCAGAGACCAGGCAUGGUCCAGACAAAGGAGCAGUUUGAGUUUGCGCUGACAGCAGUUGCAGAGGAAGUGAAUGCAAUACUCAAGGCCCUUCCCCAGUGAGCAGCUCAGUCUCCUGAAGGCUCCUGCAGAAUCCAUCCCUCGUUUUCCUCAUCCUCAGUCCCUGUGAAUGUUCUUGGAAACCGUGACCUGACCUUAACUGUGUAUCUUCUGUUGUAAUCACAUAGUGAUAGGGUCCUUACAAACUCCUUUAGCUGGUAAAAGUUCAACAGUUAAAAUGUGUAUUCUGUUUUUUGGGGUUUUAAACAAAUUUUUAAAAGUACAUCAGAGCCUCGGAUUAAGUGACAGAACAAUCCAUCUAAUUCCUUUCACAUCCUUGAAGCCCUGAAUGUCACACUUUGAAAGCACACAUUCAUGUUCUUAGUAGCAAAUAUACAAUAUUGUGGGUAAUUAGUGCAGUCAAUAUAGUCACAGAAAACGGUGUUCUGUUAUAUUUGUAGCUUCUCAAAAGCCGAAUAAGAGGGAGGGCCUGAAGAGGAUGGUGAUUGUUCCCAUACAAUGCCAAGCUGGAGCAUGAAACAGUACUGAGGGUGUGAGUAAACACAAGUCCAGGAGGCUCUGGCAAGGAAAACUUGCACCUUCUCAUGCCAGGCUUUGGCAAGCAAAUGUUUUCUUAGCUGUUGUUUACUUUUCAGCUUUGUGCCAUGAGAGGAAGAAAAUCUGAACUAUAAGUAAAACAGGCUUGCACAGUUAUUGCAACUGGGGAGGUCAUUUUGGUCACAUUAAUGGGAAGUUGGGGGAUAACGAGCACAACAGCUCUGACCAUGUACCUGCCACUGACAGCAUGGAAAACAGAGGGUAAACUCCCCUCAGGUGAUGAGAAAGGCCCUGUCAGCAAUCAGGUAACUGUCUGGAGCUGUUAUGGAAACGAAUUGUUGGUUUUAUGGGAUUACUGAGGAAGAAAAUGAGACUCUCCUCUUUAUAUUUUUGCAUUUCCUUCUGUAAAGUUCUGCAGUGCCACCCUUUUUAGCCAGGAAAAUAUAUUUCUGUAAAAGCCUGGCUGAAGGAGAAAUCUCAUAUCUGCGUUUUAUGAUUCUCAUCGAACUUGUCUGAUCCAGAAGUUCAUUGCAGCUUUCUGCAGAGACUCUGCUUGCUCCUUGUUCUGAAUGAUACCUAUUUUAAUUAAGCAUGAAGGGGUAAAGCAACACACAGGUUGAAUUUCAGAGACUCUUGUGUUCUCAAGAUCCUCAUGCCUCCUGCUGAAAAGUAAUGCUAAAGUAUGUCUGUAAAUGGUUUGGUUUAUGGAAUCUUGCUUCUGUGAAUUCACAGGUUUAGUUGUGGCCCUCUUCUUAAGGAAUUUAAAUUAUUGAUAGAAAGUACUCUGAUAUGUUUGAAUGAAGGGCCUGAGAGUAAAAUUAUUGAAGGUACCUAAGUGAUCUAAGCUCUUAAUUUCAUUUCCAAAAAUGAAUACUUGGAUGCUUUUUCAUAUGUUAUCCUACAUCUCCAUGACUUAAGAAUCUGGGGUGCUUUUUUUCCAAAAUCUUAAGUGUGUUGUGUGCUUGAAACCAUAUUAGGCUAAUCAUUUAACUUCAGCUGGAAAAUAUAUCAUUGAAUUUAAUUUGGGAAGGGGACACUUUUAUAAACUUCUAAUCAAUGAAAUGUAAAAGAUAACAGUAUUACAGAGUUUUGCUGGCACAGAGGUAAUGGGCAUCUAUUGAAAUCAACCAUGUUGCAAUUUUGUGUCGUAGGUGUGGAUAUUGGUGAUUUCUUCUUUUUAGCAAUUAAAGAGUUACUAAAAAAAAAAAAAGCAGAAGGCUUGUAACUUUUUGCCAUACAUUUUUGUAUGCUUUACUUGAUAUGUGCUGUUGCUUAAUUUGUGCAUCCCAUUACUAUAGCAGUGCAGAGCAGUUACUGCAGAUGCCAUCAUCCUCUUAAGUACACAUACUGUACAUUAAGCCACAUGUUUAUUUUAUGGCCUAAGCAUUUUAGAGCUUUCCUAGCAAUAACUAAAAAAACUAAUGGAGUAUAAAUGAGAAAAUUGCCUUUUUCAUUUGAUAAUUUAGGUUUAACAGGAUUCUUUUAUUACUUUAGCUAACACAAAAUUGCAGAUCAGGGCAGAUGAGAUCGGUUGGAGCCGUAUCAGCAAGUGUUUGAAGGAGAUUUACUGUGAGCCAUGUACUGCAGCUUUCUGAAAAUACAGGUAGUUGUAUGCAAACAAACUGUCCAAAGAAUCAAAAUUGGGGCAUCCUAACAAGGCCUCUGAUUAUCGGGCAGAAUUGUUUCCCCAUGCGAGAUGCUGUGCCAUUACCUGCUGCCAAUGGGCUAAUGGGUUUUUAGCUCAGAUUUCUGCCCUGGGAGUCAUUAGUGUUCGCCUUCUGACUGUCCCUGUGCAUACCACAAACAUGCCUGACGAGCCUUUCGUUUGCACUUCAGGAAUAUUUUUUAAUUGUUCUUUUGCAAAUAUUUGCAUUUCGUAAUAGCAGUUUCAGGGUGAUCUCUAUUAAUUCACAAGCAGCUGAGUGUGGGACUUAAAUAUUUCUCUUCAUGCUUCGGAGUUUAUUUAGCGUAGAUUAGAGGGCAUUAAUCUUCCCCAAGGCUAAUGGGGCAGGAAUGUAUUGUUUUAUUCAUACUUGUAGGCCAGUUUACACAACAGAAAGAUGCAGUCUUACUCAGAGGGUUAGAGUAUCUCCCACUGACCAUCAUUGACAAUCCUGCUAUUUCAGCCAUGUUUUGUACAGUUCUUCCACAAAGAGGUGCCAGGCUUAUUUUGUUGACUGUAAACGAUCACACAGAGUAUUUUGUCUGUGCAUAGCACACUGUUCACACCUCUCAAUAAAUGCCAUGUUUCUGGGGGUGAUAAUCUACUGCAGGAUCGAUUAGCGAAAUGCAGGUUUCAGUUGCACCAGGGCAAUCCAGGGGGGUUUGAUAAUCCAUUCCCCAGGAAGAUGCCAAAGCCAUGGAUGAAGCCACAAAGAUGGAUCUGCCACAAAGGGCAGGUAUUUGCUUUCACUGCAGUUAACUUAAUCCUUGUGAUCUGUCAAAGGAUGAUGUUCAUACCAACACUCGAUCACUUAACCUGACAAUGAACAUGGGGUGGGUCCCAUGUCCAGUGUGAGUUGAGCUUCUACCUUAAAACCAGAAUCACUUGAGAGCCUGAAGUCAAAUGAGACCCACCAUCUUUCCCUGUUCAAUAUUCUGCUUGAUCUUUAGUAAACUCAUUGCAAUUGAAGCUUGGGCAGAUGCCUGAUGUGUGGCCAUAAACAGCAUGUGUUUAACAUUGACCGUCCUCGCGUUCUUGAUAAAGACAAAUUGAAUGUACAGGUCCUGUUUGUGUGGUUGAAUCUUUAAAUGACAUUUAAGGGGGUGAGCUGCAGGAGGGUGAUUUAACCCCACUGCUCACAGUUUCCUUCCUUGCUGGUCAGAGGGAGAAAACCCUGUUUUCCAGCUCACGCAGCUGCUGUUCCCGAGCAGGACAGUGACCUGACCAGACCCCGGGCUUGUGUAGUCACAGCAUGUCCAGGUAUGUGGGAUGGAGAUGUGGUUCACCACCGUUGAUAGUUCACAGGAGUAACAGCACAGUUGCUCUCUCCAGCCUUCGCCCUUCCCAUGAUAUGGGUCCGGCCAGGGCAUGGAGGGGCAGGGCAGCACCAUUCCCCAAAUCCCAGAUCUUUGAGGUUCAGCCCUAGCUACAGGGAAAACAGUGUGGGGUUUGCUGUUGGCUUCACAUGUUUCAGGUGUGAGCUCUAACCAUUGCUGUUGGCCAUUGUUGGUGGGACCUGGUGCAGCCCAGGUAAUAUCCAGUGGAAGUCCUUCGCAAUUGUGAGGGCCAAGAAUGAAUUUCAGCAGAAAAUCACAUAUCCAAAUCUCAAUGCAGCAGCAAAACAAGCAAGAUUAUUUUUAUACAAGCUUCUAAACAUUUAAAACAUUUAAAAAUAUUUUUAAAAUCUACACCCAUGACUAAACCUUGUCCCUGUCUCUAGCAUGCAUGCAGAACCAAUCCCCAUCCAUCCCCAGGGGAAUGACAGCUAUAGUACCUGUAAGGAGUUCAUGCUUUAUUAGUCAAGUGGAACAUUAAUAAAACCUGGCCCACUUCAUAAUUUCCAGAAUAGUCAUUAAUUAAAAAAACUGUUUAUUGAAAUAGAAAACAAGUAUUUGAUUAGCUUUGUUACAGAACAAUAGCUCUCCUAAUUUUUAUUCUGCAUAUUUUAUUCUUUCUUUAGAAAAUUCUCUUAAGAAUCAUUUGAGAUAAUUCGCUUUUUAAAACUGUACAGUUUCUAUGGGUUUGCUUUUUAAAUGAAAGUAUACUUUGUAGAUUUGAUUAUUAUAUUUUUCUGUUAAGAUUACAUUGGGCAUUACAAAAGCAUUCCCCACCACAGUGAAAAGAAAGCAAUCCUGUUGGUUUAUUGUAAAAGAAAAAAAAAUAAUUAAAACAAAAUUGCAGAGCUGUGGCAUACUCAAUCCAAUUAGAGCAUGACUCUUUACUACUCUUCAUUUACCACAUGAGAAAAAAAAUAAAGUUACACCAGCAAGAUUUCAUUUGAAGCUGUUCAUGCAUGCUGUUUGUACUGUAUUUGAUGGCAUAAUAUUGUUUUGUUUACAACCUUUUCUUUCUUGUCAUUCUAUUAUAUUCUUUGUAUGUAUAUAGUUUAAAAAAAAAAUUAUACAAAGUAUUUUGUUCUACCUCUGUAAAAAUCAUAUUUGUGAAUAAAGUCACAUUGUCUGUGGAUUAUGGUAUUGUGAAUACAGCA
Molecule: messenger RNA, 7994 nt
Organism: Corapipo altera (White-ruffed manakin)
Lineage: Eukaryota; Metazoa; Chordata; Aves; Passeriformes; Pipridae
Gene: PTPRN2
Product: protein tyrosine phosphatase, receptor type N2
Exons: 23
Coding region: 136-3348 (1070 amino acids)
Biological process (GO): protein dephosphorylation
Cellular component (GO): secretory granule
Molecular function (GO): protein tyrosine phosphatase activity
Source: RefSeq, a predicted model, not a curated record